GCUCGCGGGCGUAAUUGCAAGUCUGAAAAUGGGUUUGUUGACAGAUCCUAGGGCAGGAUCAGGGAAAAUAAUAAAGUUCUUAUUAAAAUGGCAAAGACCACUUUGCUUUUUUCUUUAUAUAAGUGGAGUUAUUUGGAUAUUACUUCUUGCUUUACCUGUAUUUAAUGACAAUACUUAUUUCUCGGAAAAUGCUUUAUUGCCAGGAUUAGUUACAAAGGAAAGUAAUUUGGAACAAACAGCAAAACAGUAUUAUACAGAAUUAGUUCAUGAAAUGAAACGUUAUCCUGAUUCAAUGCCGUAUGCUUGGCUAGCUGCUAAAUUAAAUCAACUUCAUUUGGAUGUUCAUAUUCAUAAUUUUACAUUAAUUUAUCCUUUUCAAGAGCAGCAGUUUACAGGGCAAAAUAUAUAUGGAAUUAUUAGAGCUCCAAGAGCAGCCAGUACAGAGGCAAUUGUACUUAGUGUGCCUUUUAGGUCAAUUAGUAGUAUUUAUUUGGAUACAGCUCCUUCUAUUGCACUUCUUCUUGCAUUUGCUAAAUUUUGUAGAAAACAGAAAUAUUGGGCAAAAGACAUUAUAUUCCUAAUCACAGAACAUGAACAAUUAGGUAUACAAGCGUGGUUAGAUGCAUAUCAUGGAGUUACAAGUGGUAGUGAAGGUGUUCUUAUAUCUGGAGAUCUUACUGGCCGUGCUGGUUCUAUUCAAGCUGCUAUUAAUUUAGAAUUACAUUCAAUGAAAAUUUCAUCUAUUGAUGUUAAGGUUGAAGGAUUAAAUGGACAAUUACCCAACUUGGACCUUUUUAAUUUGGCACAAAAUAUGAUUGCAAAAGAAGGAAUUAGGCAAUCAGUUCAAAAACGUUUUGAUAUUAAGUAUAAAAAUAAAUUAAAAAAUUGGUGGUACCAUUUUAAUACACUACUUAUGAUGAUCAGUACUCAAGCUACUGGGAUCCCUACUGGGAAUCAUGGACUUUUCCACAGAUUUGGCAUUGAAGCUGUUACUUUGGAAGGUUUUGAAAAGCCUGGACAACAAAAUUCUGAAAGAAAUUUUUAUCAAGUUGGUUGUAUUGUAGAAAGCAUAGUUCGAUCUUUAAAUAAUUUGUUGGAACGUUUUCAUCAAUCAUAUUUUUUUUAUUUACUUCCAUCAACUGAUACUUAUGUUUCCAUUGGCCUUUAUAUAAGAUCUUUAGUCUUAAUAAUUGCUGCAGUAUUUAUAAAGGCAUUUUCUAUGUGGCAAAAGCUACAAGUAUUCACUUCUAAUGAAAGUAAGGAAAGCACCGUUAAACAAUUAAAGACUGAUGGAUUUGAUAUUGGAGCUAUUACUUCAGAAAUAUUAUGGGCACAUAUUUGUGGGAUUAUAAUUACAACAUCUCCAGGUACAUUUACGUAUUUUGGUAGAAAAUUGUGGAACUUUCGUACGGAAGAUUCUAUAUACUUCAGUUUUAUGGCAAUAAGUAUUUUAACAAUACUAUGGCCAUUUUACUCAAAAAGGCAAAUGAAAUAUAAAAACGCAGCUCUAGUAUGUGUAAUUGCGUUAGUAGAGCUGGCUACUAUGUUGAUGUGUAUAGCAAUGCAUAAUUUUUCUCUAGCCCUUCUUGCUGCUGUAGUUUAUGUACCUGUAAUUUUGCCAAUAACACCAAAGAAAAAUUCAACUAACAAUAAAUUUCGCAAAAUGAUAUCAUUCCUUUGGAUUCUUCUACAUCCAUUUAUGAUCUCAAGUUUGAUUAUAAUAUGCUACACAUAUGUACAAUUUUCUACUGACCCUUUCUUAUCAGUUUUACUUCGUGGAUACCGCGCUACGAAGCAAGCAUUUGUUUUUAGCAUUAUGGAUUCAAUGAUUUAUGGAAAUUGGUUUUAUAACGUAACAGUUUCUGUAAUGCUUCCUAUUUGGCUUUUAUUUUGGAAUAUUUUGUGUUCAAAUAAUAUACAUACUUAAUACAUUUAUAUGAAAUUUGUACCAUAAUUAUUU
Molecule: messenger RNA, 1960 nt
Organism: Megachile rotundata (alfalfa leafcutting bee)
Lineage: Eukaryota; Metazoa; Arthropoda; Insecta; Hymenoptera; Megachilidae
Gene: GAA1
Product: glycosylphosphatidylinositol anchor attachment 1
Biological process (GO): attachment of GPI anchor to protein
Cellular component (GO): membrane; GPI-anchor transamidase complex
Source: RefSeq, a predicted model, not a curated record